UUUACUAGCUGCCACAGUACUGCAGCGUUCGGAAUGUUGCCUAGAAGGCUGUGAAAGUGCCGGAGCCUGUAAAUAUGGCUGACAGUGAAUCUGAUUCAAGUCCUCAGAAUGAUCAAGUUAGAAAUCUACCCACUGGACCCCGUGUUGUUACGAUCUAUAAAACAGAAACAGGAUUCGGUUUUAAUGUUAGAGGACAGGUCAGUGAAGGCGGCCAGUUACGGAGUAUAAAUGGCGAACUGUACGCACCUCUUCAGCACGUCAGCGCUGUACUGGAUGGAGGGGCAGCGGAAAAGGCUGGUAUACGGAAAGGAGACCGGAUUUUGGAAGUGAAUGGAGUCAAUGUCGAAGGGUCAACACACAAGCAAGUUGUGGAUCUCAUUAAGUCUGGUGGAGAUGUUCUGACGCUCACUGUGAUCUCUGUCACCCAGCAGGAGGCUGAGAGGUUGGAGCCUGUAGAAGACCCAGCAGGAUACACAUACAUAGACUACAGCGAAAAGCGUUCACUUCCAAUUUCUGUACCAGAUUACCAUUAUGUGGAGAAAGGAGGUGAUAGAUAUGUCGUGUACAACAUAUAUAUGGCAGGCAGGCAUCUGUGUUCACGCAGAUACCGUGAAUUUGCUAAUUUAAACCUUAACCUAAAGAAGGAAUUUAUAGGUUUCAGCUUUCCGAAGCUUCCCGGCAAAUGGCCAUUCACGUUAAGUGAACAACAACUGGAUGCUAGGAGGAGAGGACUGGAACAGUAUUUGGAAAAAGUAUGUGCUGUCAGAGUCAUAGCAGAGAGUGAUAUUAUGCAGGAGUUCCUAACAGAUGCUGAUGAUGAGCAGGGCUACAUCUCACCUGUAGAUUUGAAAAUCAUGUUACCAGACAGAGAAAUUGUCAUAGUAAGUGUCAAGAAAAAUGCCAACACUGAAGAAGUUUAUGCUGCAGUUGUUGACAAAAUACGCAUGAACAAAAACACAGCAAGAUACUUCUACCUCUUUGAAAUUGUUGAAUACAAUUUCGAGCGGAAACUUCUGCCUACGGAGUAUCCUCACAACCUUUACAUACAGAACUACAGCACAGCAACAUCUACAUGUCUCUGUUUACGACGGUGGCUGUUCUGUCUUCAGAAGGAAUUAAAACUUGCUUGUGAUGAUCAAGCGACAACUUUUUUCUUCUGGCAAGCUGUUGAUGAUGUUAAUCGUGGUCAUAUUCGAGCUGAUGAUCGUUUGUAUCAACUAAAAGCACUACAGGAUGCAUCGCGCAAGCAUGAGUACCUAAAGCUGGCAAGGGAAUUAACAGGCUAUGGAGAGAUAGUAUUCCCUCAUUGCUCAUGUGACUCUCGUAAAGAUGGCCAUGUUAUUGUUUCUGUCGGAGCCAACACUUUUAAGCUACAGGCCUGUCGAGAAGAUGGUGCUUUAGAGUCUCAAAUUGUGGAAUUUUCAUGGCCUACUAUUAAAGAAUGGGAAGUUGACGAUGAGGCUAUGGCAUUCUGUUUUCAAUACCAGAGGCCUGAGAAGAACCCUAGAUGGGUGAAAAUAUUUACACCAUAUUACAUUUUCUUGCUGGAUUGUUUUGAGAGGAUACAUGAGGAGAGCAAGUGGCUGGACACUGGGGAGUGACGCUGGGCCUGGCGUUAGCUGCCGGCAUGCCCACAGUGUCAGCGACGCUACCCCAGGACACCCGUGUCCUCCUGCGCCUCAGCCUCUGGCCCACUCACAUUGUCCCACAUGUGAGGCUCUGUGUCCUCUGUCUGAUGCUGCAUACCACACAUAUCAUAAACAGUACCUAUUAAGGACUGGGAAGUGACAUGGUGAUCUUAAAUGUUUCUUUAUGUAAAUGCUACUCACAAGACUGAAAUUCUGAAUGUAUGUGUAUGUCUUGAGUGCAGUUGUAUAAUUGAGUGACUGACAUGUUUGUGUGGUUAACUUACAAUAUGAAUGGAAAAAAGAGAUUGCAUAGUAUCACUCAAUACUCUUGUGUGGCACUGCAUAUUUUUUACUUCUGUUAUGCAGAUUUGUACAUUUAAUGUUUGAGAUGUGUGCAAUUUUGAUUUGUGUUACUUGUCCAAUAUUAUGCAAUGUUGUAGUAGUCUGCUGACCACCUGUGUGUCUGUAGUAUGAACAUCGGCUGUGCAGAGAUGGAGGGGGGAAGAGUGUGCAUGAGUGUGUUUGAGAGAGAGAGAGAGAGAGAGAGAGAGAGAGAGAGAACUGUCUAAAUUGACAAGUGAUAUUUAUUUGUGUGAGCAAAGCACUCUGUGUGCAAGUACACUGUUAAUGUUACAUUAUCUUAUUGGAAAAUCUGAGAGGAAAGAUCUUGUAAUAAUAAGAGCGCGAAUGUGCUGCACCUAACCAGUUUAUAAAUUGGAGAAUUGUUCUUUAUUCUUCUUGAAUAUUCCUCUUCCUUUCCCCUUAACUCCUGUAAUGUCUGUGUUAUUCUGUGAGGUGGUGAUUCACUAUUUUAGUUCUCAUUAUUAGUACUAUUUUGGUUUCAUAGUUUGACCAUUUUAUACCUAAAAGUAAUUCAUGUUUCCUUUUAAAUGGUGUAGUUCUUGGAUACUGUAUCUCCUGCACCAAUAAUCUGGCUUUGCUAUUUGGAGUAUCCCUUUAAACGACUUAAGAUACUUUUUUUUUUCUUUUAACCCAGAAACUUUUAUGGAGAGCUUGUAACAUUGAAUAUAUAAAUAAAUACAAUGCUCCCAGCAGAUAACUUGCGAAGAUUUGCUUGUCUUUUAUCAUGUAGAUAACAUCGAGAAAUACUUUCGAUAAAUCCUUUAAUCAAGCCAGUGCUUUUUUAGGCACAUCUCAUAGAUAUUGAUGACAUUAUGUGCAGGUAUAAGUUUGUACAUUUGUUAAAUGAAAAACAUAUUAUACUUAAUAGAGCCAGUGAUCUUGAAAUUGUCUCUAACAUUCUGAUAUCUAAAUUUUUAUGUCAAAUGUAUUGGUUGAAGAAUUUAUCUUGGAACACUAAAAAGAAACAAAUUUCUUGUGAAGGAGAUUACAGUUGCCAUUUACCAUCUGUCUGUGUGACUAUAAUCAGCAGUAAAUUGGGGACAUGAAACAGAAUAAGCACUGCAAAUUUACAAACCUGUUAAAGAAUCUUGGUUCUUCAAGUCAUGGAGUAAAGGUAUGUGAGAGUAGUUUUCUCGGUAUACCCACAAUUGGUGUGCAUCUCGCUAUUUCCCAUUUUACUGAUGAAAAAUUAGAAAAAAAAUGUGUAAUUUCAUGUGUUCAUUAUGCAAAUACUGAUAAUUAUAUAAUCUGUAAUGUGAUUUAGUACACUAUAUUUUCUCAGUUUAUGCUCUUUUUCAGUGUUUUUCCUCAUAGAGAAUGAAUAAGUUGGCCUCAAACAAAAAAAAGUGUCCAGAUAUAAUAUUUAUGUAUUUAAUUUGAUCUGCAUUACAUCCCAUUUUUCUGCUUUGGUAUUUUGUGUUUUUCCUGUUCAUAGCAAUCCUUCUAUUUUGUAUGUGGCUGUUCUCUUGAAGAAUAAUAGCUAACUGCAGCUUUAGCUUUAAAACUUCCUUCCCUUUCUGUAUUAUUUUAUAUUACUACUCUAAAACAUCUAAACAAGUUACAACAGUGUGUUUGUCAGUGGCAGCUUUUCCACACAAAAUCUUUAAUUGUGUGUAGUAAAUAGUGUUAGAAGACUUUCAUGUUUCAGUAGAAACUAGCAUUAAUUAAGUGCAGCUGUGCAGUUUAAUAAGUUACAAACAUAAGUAGAACAUCCACAGCUGUCAUUCAUAUUUUUCUAACAGCAGUAUUGAAGCAUACAGUUUUUGUUUUGUGCUCUCUGUGAUUGUUUUACUUCACCCUCAGAUUGAACAGUCAUAUUAAUAUUUAUGUUUUUAGUUUCUGUAUGUGACUGAAUUCUACGAUUUUUGUGGAUUCAGUUGUACGUACUUUAUCAUGGUCUUCAUUUAGAGUGAAUAUUUUUGACUUAAUAUAUGUAAAUAGAAAUGUAUAGAUUAUGAGAAUUCUGAAAUUAUCUCAUCAAAACAGUUCAUGUAUUAUGUGCAAUGACUAGAAACAUAGUUUUAGAAAAUAAUGAGCAAGAUCUGUGAAUACUGUAUAGUACAUUAAUAUAUUUAUUUUGAAGCUAACUGUGGUGAAAUUGUUGAAAAUAAUAACGUUAUAAACUCCUGAGAGAAGUAUGAAUAUGGACAUGUAAAAAAUAAUUCCUAAUAUAAUCUCAUUGAGCUGAUGUGGUAUAAAUUAGUAUCACAAAAGGUACUACUGUGUAGCACAUUUUAUAAACUGUCCAAUAAUAUGAUCAUUAUGCAGCAUUCCCCAAAAUAAUGUGAAUAUACCCUGCCUUCUGACAGUUUUGUUGGUAUGUGACUUCUACUGUACAUAGUGCAUCUGUAAGCUUAUUUUCUUAAAUCACUUCUGAAAAGUUUUCGUGAAGUCGUCUUACAAUCAUAAAGUUGAUUGAGUCACUAGUAUAAGCACACAAACACAUUUAGUGUGAUUGGUUAUUGAUUGUGUCAAAUGUUUAACUGAUAUUGAAGUCAUUUAUAGAGCAUUCAGUAGAAGUCUGUAAUGGUGCUGUUAAUUGCCUUAGUCCUACAAAAAACAGACACAUGCUUUUCAGACAUUCCACUUUAUAGACUGAGUUCCUGGUGUUUGAAUGUUAAUAUUUGUAAGUUUCAUUUAGUUAGAAAUUAAAGAAUUAUCUAGAACUUGAUGUUUUGUUGGGUACAAAAAGUGUAUGUGUGUGUAUUAAUGACAGUUACACUGUUGAUGUAUGAAAAUGUUUCCAUAUUAUAUUAUUAUAAGUAAUUACUUAUCCAGAGAUUAUACUUUCAGACUUGAUGAUUCCUGCCACAGCUCACUUUCACAAAUGUGAUUUUUCUUGCUAAGAAAUUCAAUACAAGAAAAUAAAAAAGAAACUAUAGUGUAACUGUUGUACAUAGAAUUGGUGUUCUAGUGAUGCAAGUGAAAACGUGUGUGGACACUAAAAUGCCCGUAAAUUAAAUUUGCUAUGUAACCAAAUAUUUUUACACGAGAAGGCAUUGAAAUUACAGACAUCAGCAUGCAUUUUCUUUGUGUUAGACACAUGUGUAAACUACAUUCCUGAUAUUUCUCACAUCCAUGAUGGGAUUAUGGAUGAAUUUCCCUGCCCAACUAUUGUAGAAAUCAAAUUUGACCAGCAAUUUCCUCUUUCUAUUGCCAGAUGUUGAAACUGAAGAUUUUAAAAGUUGGAAAUGUGUCUGUUUUCCAAUCACUACAAUCUUACCAAAGAAUCAAAGGCAACUGGAAACAAAACUCCCAGCAGUGAUAAAAGAAGUCAGCAUACACCAUACUUCUUAGGAAGCAUUGUUAGUCAUUAGUCCAUUUUUUAAGUGACACACGGAACACUGCCACACAAAAUCUUUAAAGACUGCACCAACUCUUUGAGUUCCACACUCUAUGCCUGUGGCAAUAGAUUUACUUUUACUGUCCACCAUUCUCGUUAUCAAGUGUCCUGUGGGUGUUGAAUAACUGCACUGAGAAAAUCUUGGAAUCAAAAGAGAAGCUGCAGCCUACCACUCAUCAAAGUAAUAUGUAAAUGACCAUCAUUGUAAUCCAAGAAAACCAAGACUUGACUGACAGCUUAAAUUGGCAAAGCUUUCAGUAUGUAAUAAAUAUUUUGUAGGCUCAUGGGUGACAUAUCAGAUGUUUCUAAUCAAGCUUCAGAACAUUUUGGUGAUUUUCAUUUCUUGAAGAUGAGGAAGAGGACCUUGUAUGAGACAGUAAAACUUGGUCAAAGUGGAUUGUGUGUAACUUGGGAAUCUGGCUAAACAAUACAAAUAUUUCAGUCUCAACACA
Molecule: messenger RNA, 5786 nt
Organism: Schistocerca cancellata (South American locust)
Lineage: Eukaryota; Metazoa; Arthropoda; Insecta; Orthoptera; Acrididae
Gene: Snx27
Product: sorting nexin-27
Exons: 10
Coding region: 75-1601 (508 amino acids)
Biological process (GO): intracellular protein transport; signal transduction
Cellular component (GO): early endosome
Molecular function (GO): phosphatidylinositol-3-phosphate binding; protein binding
Source: RefSeq, a predicted model, not a curated record